This is a messenger RNA of Trichoderma aggressivum f. europaeum, 1416 nucleotides long. RefSeq lists its product as uncharacterized. The record is from RefSeq and is a predicted model, not a curated record. The transcript has a single exon. Gene Ontology annotation, molecular function: DNA binding. The coding region runs from base 1 to 1416 and encodes 471 amino acids. NCBI's taxonomy places the organism in Eukaryota, Fungi, Ascomycota, Sordariomycetes, Hypocreales, Hypocreaceae.
AUGGCUUCGGAGAAGAUGGAGACGUAUCACGGCUACGUACGGACUCCGGCGGAUGCCAUCAAGCUGUUCGAAGCUUGUCGGCUGGGCCUUUUGCCUCGAGUUCAGCGUCGACUUUCAGAAAAGGAGAGACAGUCCAUCCGAUCCGGGUCAGUUUUCGUAUGGGACGAGCGGGAAGCAGGCAUGAGGCGAUGGACCGAUGGAAAGUCAUGGAGCGCCAGCAGAGUAUCAGGCAGCUUCUUGACCUACCGCGAAAUGGAGGGCAAGCGAGGCGGCGGCUUUGGCGGAAGCAGACGAGGGAAUGGCAAGACACCAGAAUCCGGCCGUGGCAGUGACGAGGAUCACGACGAUGGCGAACCCGAGGGUUAUCGAUACAAGGCAGAUGGUCUCAUGAAGCAGUCGUUCAGCAUUACGACCUCGAGCGGCCAGCAUCUCCACCUCAUCUCCUACUACUCUCGACCCCAGCCCGGCCAGCCCGAGCUCCCUCAGCCAACCACCGACCCCAACUUGCGAGCAAUCGUUCCUGUCAAGGGCAUGUACCCCGAAUCAAGCAUGGGCGAGACGAACCAGACACCGGCACUCACCAGGGCGCCGAUGCAGCAGCCGCCUUACAUGAUUGCUCCUCAGCAUCACCCUCCUCACCCGGCUCACCAACCAUACGCAACCCACUACGCGCAGCCAGGAUAUGCGUGGCCUCCAUCGCCAGUUGCGACGCCUCCGUAUGCCCACUACGCUCCGGCCCCUUACUCCCAUCCUCCCCCCGGCCACCAUCUCCCAGCUCCAUACCCUCCCCAAGGACCACCGCCGCCACACCAUGCGUAUGCGCCGCCUCCACCUCCGGCACCAGCGGCACCACCACCGUCACAUCACUACCAGCAUGCCCCGGUUCCUUACGAUCGCCCUUCGGCUUACGAGCGCCCUGCGUUGCCGCCUCUGCAAAACGCCCCAAGGCCUGCUGCUCCACUGCCUCCGUACCCUAGCCAGCAGUAUUCGCAGGGACCGACGCCGCCCCGUAUCCACGACUCUCCUCACCAACACACCUUGCAGGCUGCCGCGCAAGCUGCCAUCGGAGACUCACGAACCAUGUCCGACAAGAAGCCCCAAGGACCUCUCCCGGCGCUGGGUGCCAUGGCCAAUGGCCCUCUUGCUCCGGCGCACAGCGGACUGCACACCCCUCCUACGCGGCCACUGAGCUCGAGCCCGCCUCAAAGCUCUCAUCUGGAGGUCCACAGCACGAAUGGUAACAAGGCUAGCCUGUCUGUUCUCCUGCACCCUACGACGUCUUCAAACUCGGAGGCUGGCGCAAACGGCAGUGCACACAGCAGCCCAAGGACAUCAAACAUUGCCCUCGCCGAAAAGGGAGGCGCAAGCGAAGAUACUCGUGCCCUGAGGAUGCUCGAUCGCAAGUUUUGUAUCUAG